Molecule: messenger RNA, 312 nt
Organism: Bipolaris victoriae FI3
Lineage: Eukaryota; Fungi; Ascomycota; Dothideomycetes; Pleosporales; Pleosporaceae
Exons: 1
Coding region: 1-312 (103 amino acids)
Source: RefSeq, a predicted model, not a curated record
AUGAAGUUCACAAACGCUGUCGUUGCCUUCAACGUCGCCGCGCUGACCAACGCGCUGGCCAUCUCCCCACGUCAGAACAACUUGCAAACCUUCACGGGCGCUAUCGGCGGUGCAGCGGCUACUCCCGUCCUGAACUCCGGAAAUGCGAACCGUCCAUUUAGCGUCGGAGGCGAUACAUUUGUGAAUGCCGCGGCUGCACUACAGCGAUCUUGCGACCAGCAGUUCAACGCUUGUGCCAACUUGGCGAAUGGUGGUGAUGCAACUGUUUCAGUAGCACAGUGCACGACACAGAAGAGUAAGUUGGGAGCAUAG